Paramacrobiotus metropolitanus is the source of this 805-nucleotide messenger RNA. RefSeq lists its product as uncharacterized. The coding region runs from base 238 to 633 and encodes 131 amino acids. The record is from RefSeq and is a predicted model, not a curated record. The transcript is spliced from 2 exons. Lineage: Eukaryota; Metazoa; Tardigrada; Eutardigrada; Parachela; Macrobiotidae.
ACGGUCUGCGCAACGGUCGUCAACGUGAUCACUAUAGCAUGCCAAAAACACUGCUUUGCGAACCUCCCAGGGUUAUUUGGCCCCUGCAAAAGCUAUCCCCAAGUCAUUUCUCCUUAUAUUUUAACAGGCCAUACUGAAUAUUAACACGGAUCUAAUACUAGAAACAAUUCUGAUGAGAAACAGACAAAAAUACGUACUUGCCACCAUGGCAGCCGCCCCACCGUGUAUGCCAGAGCGAUGACGUUAAAAAGUUUGAUCCCAGCCCAUCUCAUGCAAUAUUUAUUACUGUUAUAUGAGAAACCGGAAGUGGUGUUCGGCAACAAUGUCUUAGCGGACAGUUUUGGCUUAGCGGAAAGUCGGCGGACUGGCGUUACACUGCGCGAGAUGGAACUGAUCGAGCUUAUCCUCAAACUAACGGAGGAAGAAAAGCUAGACUAUCAGGAUGAUAUCCUGUGCGAAGGAACAAUGAUCUGGAGGAACGAAAACGAAUACCUGAUUGCACAAGAAGAUAAUUCGGUGGCUGUGCCAAAAGAUUCGUUGCAUCGGCUGCUGUCCAAAAUUCUCGCCAGCGAUUGGGGCCGGGGAGUCAUGUCAAUUGAUGACGAUCUUGGAGAAAGGGAACGCUUGUUAUAAAUAGCUUUAGCAUUUAUGUUGUUGUUGUUGUUGUUACUGAAUAAGUACGACGUUUUUUAUAGCUUUAGCAUUUGGUUUUGCUGUUUUUUGAUACUGAAUAAGUACGACGUUUUUUUAUAGCUUUAGCAUUUUAUUUGUGAUGUUUUUGAUACAGUUAAGAUGAAUUUGUUUG